AUGUUGCAGUUCAUUGAGUCUAUUCAAUGCACUCACUAUUUAGUGUCAGUCUCCAAGUUUCAGAAUGAAAAUAUACAUUUUCACUCAAUCCCUACCCGACCCCUUGAUGAGCUCCUGAAGUGCACCCGCUACCACUCAUUCUCGGUAGAUAAUGCUGAUUCGUCAGUCGGCUAUGUGACGAUCGACCCAUCCAUCGAAGGCCAUAUUGGAAUAGGCGGAUUCAAAACAGCACACCAAGGAUGGUUGACACUAACGGUGCCUCCUAGGUCAGGUCUGGGGUCACAGGCAAGUCAAAAGGUUGUUGUGAAACGUCCAUUCAAAAGAGUGUACCCCCAAGGCAUGCCAUCAUCUAGCACAGAUUACAGAAUUGGACACUAUGCACCACUCAACAAGGUGGCCAAGCUGUUCAGAGAAGCAAAUGUCCUGUACUGGGCGAAAGCUCUGUUAGGUCUCAUCUACAAUUUCAUUGACCACACCAUUGCAGACACAUCCGAUCCUCCACCAUUCAAUAUUCCACAUGUUCGGUUUGUUGAAGCCGGCCUUGCGCUAUCUUACUCUCAAGGUAGCAGCAAGUCUACAUUAAAGACUGCGACGAUACCAUGUGGAGUGUUCCUCCUCAAGGAGAUUAUUGAUGGCGAAGAUUUCACCAAGUUUAUUCAUAAUAUGGAUCCUGACCCACUGCUUGACCCGGACCAGGAUGGGUAUGACUUUGCGCAGUUUUUGGCAUUCAUGCAACAUGUCCAGUAUGUGAAGACAGGUGGACUGGUCUUUAUAUCUGACUAUCAAGGUAAUACAAAGCUACUGAGUGACCCACAAAUCAUGACACACUUGUCUGUUAGCCAGGGCAAUGAUAUAUUUGGGGAGGGCAACAUUGAGAAGGCAGUCAGUGAAUUCGAGAGACACCAUGUUGGCAAUGAGUUCUGCAAAUGGCCAGGAUUUGGACUUGAGGUGCUUGGGGUAGAAGUAGUUUAG
This is a messenger RNA of Suillus paluster, 972 nucleotides long. RefSeq lists its product as uncharacterized. The record is from RefSeq and is a predicted model, not a curated record. The coding region runs from base 1 to 972 and encodes 323 amino acids. The transcript is spliced from 2 exons. NCBI's taxonomy places the organism in Eukaryota, Fungi, Basidiomycota, Agaricomycetes, Boletales, Suillaceae. Gene Ontology annotation, biological process: protein phosphorylation. Gene Ontology annotation, molecular function: protein serine/threonine kinase activity; ATP binding.